Messenger RNA from Trichoderma harzianum CBS 226.95, 1561 nucleotides. RefSeq lists its product as hypothetical. Lineage: Eukaryota; Fungi; Ascomycota; Sordariomycetes; Hypocreales; Hypocreaceae. The transcript is spliced from 4 exons. The coding region runs from base 165 to 1403 and encodes 412 amino acids. Gene Ontology annotation, molecular function: oxidoreductase activity. The record is from RefSeq and is a predicted model, not a curated record.
GUGAUUUGUAAAGCUGGGAUGUACCGAUGUGAUCAAACAGAAUAAAUCAGGCACACGCGCGAGCAAAACAUGUCCUUCUUUUGUAGGCCCUGACCACGAGGCAUUUCAAGAUAUCCUGUAAUUGGCUUUGUUUUAGCAUUCUAAAAAAGAAAAUUUCAUUCAAUAUGGCCGCCGCCGCCGUUCAAAUCCCUAGACAGCCGGACAUUUCAUAUGCUCCCGACUAUGACAACUACCUCAACCGCAUCAAGCGGCGCCAGGAGAGCGAGAAGCUGGAAAAAUCUCUCCCACAAGGCUUUCCCGCCAAGCUUGAGUCCGAUCUUGUCUGGGAUGGAAGGAACUUGGCCGAGACAUACGACUGGAACUACGUUUUGACCGAGAGCGAUAUUGCUGAGAUCGACCAAGCCCUUCGCCACUUCAAGUCACUCAACUUGGGCCUGGGCUACGUUACUCAAGAGACUUUUCCCCUGCCAAAACUUCAUGAAACUCUACGGGAGAUCUCAAAAGAAGUUCACCUAGGUCACGGUUUCAAGGUCGUCAAGGGUGUUCCGGUUGACAACUACAGCCGUGAGGAGAAUGUCAUCAUCUAUGCCGGCAUUGCAUCUCACAUUGCCCCCAUUCGUGGCCGCCAAGAUCAUCAACUCGACGGAAAGCCAGCUGAUGUUGUUCUCGCACACAUCAAGGAUCUCAGUCAGGAGAUUGAUCCUCACAAGAUCGGAGCGCCAGCCUAUACGGCUGACAAGCAGGUUUUCCACACUGACGCCGGAGAUGUGAUUGCUCUCUUCGCUCUAGGAGAGCCUGAAGAGGGCGGCCAGAGCUUCCUGUCGAGCAGCUGGCAUGUGUACAAUGAGCUAGCAGCAACACGGCCCGAUCUUAUCCGGACUUUGUCUGAGCCUUGGGUUGUCGACGAGUUUGGGAAGCGUGGCAAGAGUCAUACCGUGCGACCUCUUCUAUACUUCCAGCCCGCUACUGCAGACACCCCUCAGCGCAUGAUCAUCCAAUAUGCGCGACGUACGUUCACAGGAUACUGGGGCCUUCCUCGAUCGACUGAUAUUCCUCCGAUUACUGAAGCUCAAGCUGAGGCACUGGAUGCUCUGCACUUCACAGCUGAAAAGUACCGCGCGUCGCUCGACUUCCACAAGGGCGACAUUCAGUUUGCUAAUAACUUGAGCAUUUUCCAUGCUCGUGACAAAUUCCGAGAUUCUCCAGAGAAAAGGCGCCACCUUGUCCGUCUUUGGCUGCGUGACCCAGAACUUGCCUGGGAGACGCCGGAGCCGCUGACUGAUACAUGGAACAGGAUUUACAAGGACGUUAAGCCUGAAAACUCUGUCUUCCCGCUGGAGCCAAGAGUUCGUAGCGCAAGUGACGGAAAGCCUGAUGAGAGGCCUGAUGAGAAGUACCAGUAGACUACAUGAAUCAAUUGACGCGGGGUGGUCUACAGUAGUAUAUCCAAUAUCCAGAAGAGCAGUUACACCACGUGCGUAUUUGGGAAUUCUUUGCCAAAUUGAAUGAUUGUAAUUCUGGUAGCGCAUGGGCUUCACAUAAUUACAUACAGUACAGCUGC